GUAAAAAUCCCAUUCUUUUAUCAAUACAACUACAUGUUAGAUAAUUGUUUGACAAUUUGUAUGACCAAAAGUUAUUUGAUGACAGAAUAUUAUUAUUUUUAAAAUAAAUAAUUAUAAUAAUUGUCUAUGUAACCCUAGGUUAAAACAAAAAAAAGCUUUCAGACUUCGGAUUACAGAUAAAGUGUUUUUUUAAAUACGGAACAGAGAUAAAAAUCAUAUAAUGAAUUCAGAUGGAAGUCUGCUUACUACCGUAACUGAAUCUACAUUUCAGUAUAAAAUAAAUAAUGUUUCAAAAAUGAGAAGCUCUGUUGCAUCGUCACCAGUCAUUGUUCAGAGCUUGCCCUGGAAUAUUCUAGUGAGACCUAUUUACGAUUUACAAAUCGGUAAACAACCUCUUGGAUUUUUUAUUACAUGCGAUGGUAAUGGUGACAAGGAUUGGACUUGUCAAGCUGACGUUGAAUUUUGUUUGUAUCAUUCUAAGAAGAACCGAAAGCCAUUUUCACGAAAAUUUUCACAUAUUUUUUGUGCUGGAGACAACAUGAAGGGGUUCGAAAAUUUUCUACUUUGGCAAGAAGUCAUCGAAGAUUCUAAUGGGUACCUCAAGGAUGGCUCGAUAACUUUCGAGGUUUGUAUAAUGCCAGAACUGCCUAAAGAUAGUCAAAAAGCAGAUUUUUCCAUAACUGAAGUUGUCUCUCGACAUACACUUAAAAAUGUGUUAAGUAUCAAGGAAUCUUUAACGCUAGGGCCAUUUACAGCUUGUAAUUUACCUUGGAAAAUAAUAGUAAAGCCACCAUCAAGAAAGCUACCAGAAAAUCCCCAUAGUCUCGGGCUAUACUUGCAAUGCAACAAAGAAGUUCUUUCAGAUUCUUGGGUGUGUAACGCUCUUGUAGAAUUACGUCUACUUCCUCAAAAAAAGAAUCAAACAAAAUUAUAUCGAAUACAACAGCAUCGAUUUUCCGGUAGAAACAACACAUCAGGAAUUGACGAUUUAAUUCUGUGGAAAGAUUUAGUCAAUAAAGAUAAGGGUUUUAUCGAAAGUGAUUCAAUUACUGUUGAGGCGUACGUUACUCCUGAUAAAUUUGAUUCGCAAGCCUACUUGAAUGUCCAACAAGCGACAUUUUGGUAUAGUUUUGAAAACGUAUCAAAAGUAACCGUACCUCGAUUGUCGACUUCUUGUAUGAUAAGAAAUUUGUCAUGGAGAAUAAAGAUUUUACCAAAUAAAAUUAAGGAAGGAUUAUUAGUAUCUUCAUUGGGAUGUUAUCUGUAUUGUUGUGAAGGAUAUAAGACGAACAAGUCUUGGAAAUGUAAUGCAAUUGCAGAAAUUCGUCUAAUUCCAUGCAAAGAUAAUCAAAAGCCCUACAUUAGAAAAUUACUACCGCAUCAUUACGAUGCUCAACAUAAUAAUUGGGGAUUCGAUAGUUUUAUUCCGUGGAAAGAUUUGUUGAAUCCAGAUAAGGGUUAUAUUAAAAACGACUGUAUUACUCUUGAAGCUUGCGUCAAAAUCUUAGAUGAACCUUCUGAAACUAUCGUUAUACCAUGACACCAAAUUAUGAAAAUCCAUAAAAUAAUAUUUAUUUAAAUAAUCAAGACCAAAAAUACUUAUUGAGAUCGUUAAUUAAUGAUCAAGUACAUAGUAUAUAAAAAAAAUAUAUAUGUUAUAAGAUUGAUAUAUAUUACUAUUAAUAACUAAAGAAAAAUAUGGACAGUCUAAAAUCCUAUUAUCAUUGUAUGUUAAAUUUUAAUGAUGUUAUCAAAUAAAUAUAAAUCCAUAUUUUUAAUUUUAGCUCACAUUGAAGGCCGGUACGCAGAGAAAAAAAAUG
Molecule: messenger RNA, 1820 nt
Organism: Microplitis demolitor
Lineage: Eukaryota; Metazoa; Arthropoda; Insecta; Hymenoptera; Braconidae
Exons: 10
Coding region: 221-1540 (439 amino acids)
Molecular function (GO): protein binding
Source: RefSeq, a predicted model, not a curated record